UAGGAAACGUCGUUAACGACGCCGUUGUUGUUCCCGGUGUCUCUGCUUCUCUGUGUUGUCAGCUCACCGUUAUUUUCCAGCCUUACAGCAAAUAGAUUUGCCAUCAAAGAUGAAGGAUGAGAUUUGAAGAAAGGGGUAUGUUGGCAUCAGAGCCAGAUCUAUAUACAAGACUUAACAGGACCAAUGGCAUUCCGUAAGGCAGUAAAGGGGACCGUAAUAGGGGGCGGGGCCAUAGCCGCAGCCUUCGGCCUAUCACAGUUCUUGGAAUACAGGAGGAAUCGGGCACACUUGAGCUCCAUGGAGGCUCAGGAGCAAGAGAAGGGGUCAUUCGAGGACAGGCUGCCGACGCGCCACGAGCAGCUGCACGUGCUCCAGAACACGCCGGAGUUCGACGUCCUGGUCGUGGGGGGCGGAGCCACUGGAGCAGGAUGCGCUCUGGACGCAGUCACACGCAAUCUGAAGACGGCCCUGGUGGAGAGGAGCGAUUUCUCAUCGGGCACCAGUAGCAGGAGUACCAAACUCAUCCACGGCGGCGUGCGCUAUCUGCAGAAGGCUGUCACGAACCUAGAUUACGAGCAGUACCUGAUGGUCAAAGAGGCCCUCCACGAGCGCGCUAACCUGCUGACCAUCGCACCUCACCUGUCCGUCCCAUUACCCAUCAUGCUCCCUGUUUAUAGGUGGUGGCAGCUCCCGUAUUACUGGGCUGGGAUAAAGCUGUAUGACCUGGUGGCGGGGUCACACUGUCUGAAGAGCAGCUAUGUUGUGAGUAAGAGCAAAGCCCUGGACUUUUUCCCCAUGCUGAAGAAAGACAGACUGGUGGGAGCCAUCGUCUACUACGAUGGCCAGCACAACGACUCCCGCAUGAACCUGGCGAUCGCUCUGACAGCAGCGCGUCACGGUGCCUCCAUAGCCAACUACACGGAGGUGGUGCAGCUGCUGAAGAAGGCUCACCCAGUCACGGGGGAGGGGCAGGUGUGUGGGGCACGCUGCAGAGAUGUCAUCACAGGCCAGGAGUUCGACAUCCGCGCCAAAUGCGUCAUUAACGCCACGGGGCCCUUCACUGACUCACUGCGCAAAAUGGAUGACCAGAGAGCGGCCAAUAUCUGUCAGCCCAGCGCUGGAGUUCACAUCGUCAUCCCUGGAUACUACAGCCCUGACAACAUGGGCCUUCUGGACCCGGCCACUAGUGACGGACGCGUCAUCUUCUUCCUGCCAUGGGAGAACGUGACCAUCGCCGGGACGACGGACACGCCCACCGACGUCACGGCCCACCCCAUCCCUAUGGAGGAGGACAUCAACUUCAUCUUGAACGAGGUUCGGAACUACCUCAGCCCUGACGUGGAAGUGCGGAGAGGAGACAUCCUGGCGGCCUGGAGUGGCAUCCGUCCUCUGGUCACUGACCCCGGCUCCAAAGACACGCAGUCCAUCUGCCGCAACCACGUGGUCAGCGUUAGCUCCAGUGGCUUGGUCACCAUCGCCGGUGGGAAGUGGACUACGUAUCGGUCCAUGGCCGAGGAGACGCUGGACGUGGCGGUGAAGGAGCACUCGCUGCCGGCCGGGCCCAGCCGGACGGUGGGGCUGAUGCUGGAGGGAGGGAGAGACUGGACCCCCACCCUCUACAUCCGCCUGGUGCAGGACUACGGCCUGGAGAACGAGGUAGCACAGCACCUGGCAGCCACCUACGGAGGGCGAGCGUUCGACGUUGCCAAGAUGGCUCAGGUCACAGGAAAGAGGUGGCCCAUAGUCGGAAAAAGGCUAGUGUCUGAGUUCCCCUAUAUAGAGAGCGAGGUGGUUUACGCUAUUAAAGAGUACGCCUGCACGGCCAUCGACGUAAUCGCACGGAGAACACGGCUGGGGUUCCUCAACGUCCAGGCAGCAGAUGAAGCCCUUCCACGUGUCGUGGAGAUCAUGGCCAAGCACCUGGGCUGGAGUGAGCAGAAGAAGAAGGAGGAGCUGGAGGCAGCCAAGAUCUUCCUGUACCAGGAGAUGGGAUAUAAAGCUCGCUCCGAACAGCUCACCAAGAUGUCUGAGAUCUCACUCACUCCCCAGGAAGUGGCCAGAUAUAAGAAACGCUUCUACAAAUUUGACAAAGAGAGCAAAGGAUUCAUCACAACGCUGGAUGUUCAGCAGGUGUUAGAGAAACUCAGCAUCCAGAUUGACGAGAAUGCUCUCCACGAGAUCCUCAAUGAGGUCGACCUCAACAAGAACGGGCAGGUGGAGCUGGACGAGUUUCUGCAGCUCAUGAGCGCAGUGCAGAGGGGCCAGAUCUCCGACAGCCGAUUGGCUAUACUGAUGAAGACCGCCGAGGAAGGGCUGGACUCUCGAAGACCAGUGUCGGUGGACCGCAGUGGGGGAGGGGUGUGAGACUCAACCAUGGCCUCUGCCGGGGUGACCGCUGACUGUCAUACGAGAUCGCAACCAAACUGCCUUUGAUUGAACUUUUUUUAAAAUCUGUUUUUCAAUGCUGCUUUGAAUUUAUUGUAAUACGCACAAUUUCAAUUAUUUAACAGUAAAAGCUGUGUCUCUUUAGUCUCGUGUAAUAAUGCAGUCCUUUAACCUUUCUAAAAGUUUUCUUUUAUUUUAUUGGCAGCGUUUGUUUUCUGUCACCUUUCUCCCACAUGGAUUGCAUGGCUGAUGCAUGCAGUGCCGUUUUGUUCUUCUCGCUGGUCAGUGUGAUGAGCUGGUCUAGUGACGGUGCUGUAUUAGUGCUGUGCCUUGUGACCGCGUGCGACGAGAGUUCAUGAAGAAUGGCGCUUGGCCGCGACUACGCUUAGCGAACUUUUGCACUUUCUCUAGAUCUUCUCACGUUUACACACGCUGACGUGCCGUUAGUGCUCUGAGAUUAAAUCACGGCUUGAAUAACAGGUUUUCUUUGUACUGUUAUGUGGCUUUCCAAAGAUUUGAAUAUUUACUGUUAAUCUAAAGAUUGUCCCAUGCUAAAUAUGUCCUGGACAGUGUUUGAUGGGUAACUAUUUUUUUUCCAGUGAUAAAUCAUGAAAUUGUCAUUUUGAUACUGUAAAAACAGAUUUUGACUAAAUAUUGUGUUUUUAGUACUAUGGACAUUAUAUUACUGUCUUGAUAUCGCUUACAAGAAAUCAAUCACUGAAAUCUGUAUUUUAUCUAAUAGUUGUAAUGAAUAUUUCCAGCGAGAACUUGAUCUGUUUUGUUUUGUUAGAUUCAUGAUUCAUUUUUAUGAUCAUUCCAGUCUUUGCGAAGAUCUGUUCCAUUCUGUUCUCUGCCUUUUGCAUAUUGUUGAAGCUUUCUGGAACUGCCGUGUUUUGUGCUGAGAGAGAACACUGUAAAUGAACGUGGCAUGCUGAGAAGCACACGCAUAGCCUCACACUUUUUAAAACCCUUUUUGUGUAUUAUCAUUGAUUUAAGUAGCUAUGUACUUUAAUAUUUCAUUAUAAGCAUUAAUCCAAGAAGUAUACUUAUUUUAUGGAGUUACUCAAGAUCAUAGGCAUAUUUGGGAGGGGGGCGUGUCCCCCCCCAAUAAUUCCUGCUCACAUUCCUCCUCGUGUAAUGUGCAAGGUUGUGCGGUGUGAACAGCGCCUCCCCCAAAGUCGAAAUGCUCAACACUAGCUUUUGGUAAAUCACUGCACCCAGAUCCCUCAUUGUCAGUCAGGUGUGAACACAAUGUGACAACCUCAGCAAUGGCUCCACUGUCAUCUUAAGUAUAUGAGAUCAACAGAAGUUAAACUGAUGAUUUAUUGUGCGUUCUUACAGGAUGCAAUUUCACCCGAAUCCUGAGUGAAAGAGAUAUUCUAUGAAAAAAAGAACCAUACAAUGCAGCUGUAUAAUUAAAAAGAUC
Molecule: messenger RNA, 3811 nt
Organism: Electrophorus electricus (electric eel)
Lineage: Eukaryota; Metazoa; Chordata; Actinopteri; Gymnotiformes; Gymnotidae
Gene: gpd2
Product: glycerol-3-phosphate dehydrogenase 2 (mitochondrial)
Biological process (GO): glycerol-3-phosphate metabolic process
Cellular component (GO): mitochondrion
Molecular function (GO): calcium ion binding; glycerol-3-phosphate dehydrogenase (quinone) activity
Source: RefSeq, a predicted model, not a curated record